CGUGGAAUCUUGUGAAGAGAGGACGUAUACGAUGUCUGAAGGAUAUAAACUUGGUGAUUUAGUAUGGGCGAAGAUGAAGGGGUUCAGCCCCUGGCCCGGUCGGGUAGCGAUUCCUACGCCCGAGUUGAAGCCGCCGAAAAAGGCGAGCAAUGUCCAAUGCAUUUACUUCUUCGGCAGUAAUAACUAUGCCUGGAUCGAAGACAGCAACAUCAAGCCGUACCAGGAGUUCAAGGACCAGCUUAUCAAGUCCUGCAAGACUGCCGCCUUGAAGGAUGCUGUGGCCCAGAUCGAGGAGUAUAUCGUCAACCCUGAGAAAUUUGGUGAUCUGGACGACCACGCUCGCUCUGCGGAGGAGGAGUUUGACAAAUUGAAGGAUGUCCUCGACAAAGAAGACGAUGAGGAGGGAGAGGACAAGGAGGAGUCGUCUCCGGAGGUCAAGAAGAAGACCGGCACUCCUAAGAUACGUUUGUCAAAGGUGAAGUCGGUGAAGCGUUCUUCAUCGUCCGGGAUGAAGGGGACCCCUCGCAAGAAGGCCAAGAGCAGUCUCUCCCGCUCGUACGACUCUGACAUGGCUAAUGAUAAGCCAUCGAUGCUGAACCAUUCAUUCUCCAAGAAGUCAAGCUUGCUGCAUCGCCCCUCUAACAUUCUCAGACCUGACACUCCCCCCCUAGAUUUGGAGAACGUCUCCGAGACGCUCCGCGAGAAGAAGAUCCAGGCUAGCCAGAUGAAGUUCGGCUUCCUCGGCCUGGGCAUCAUGGGCAGCGGGAUCGUCAAGAACUUGCUCAACUCCGGCCACAAGGUGCUCGUCUGGAACCGCACUGGCGCUAAGUGCAAAGAUUUCGAGAAGGUGGGCGCCACACUGGCAGUGACACCAUGCGACGUGGUGGAGGAGGCUGAUAUCACCUUCUCCUGUGUCGCGGACCCACAGGCUGCUAAAGAGAUGGUGUUCGGCAACUGCGGCGUGCUGCAUUGCCCAUCCCUAGAGGGCAAGGGUUACGUGGAGAUGACGUCCAUCGACGCAGACACAUCCCACGAUAUCGUCGAGGCCAUCAGCGGCAAAGGCGGCCGCUACCUCGAGGCACAGAUCCAAGGCUCCAAGACUCAAGCGGAGGAAGGCACGCUGAUCAUCCUGGCGGCUGGCGACCGCUCGCUGUUCGACGACUGCCAGAGCUGCUUUAAGGCGAUGAGCAAGAACUCCUUUUACCUCGGUAGCGACAUCGGCAACGCGUCGAAGAUGAACGCGGUGCUGCAGGUGCUGGGCGGCGUGUCGCUGGCGGCGCUGGCCGAGGGGCUGGCGCUGGCCGACCGCGCCGGCCUCAACCAGGCCGACCUGCUCGACGUGCUGGCGCUCACGCCGCUCGCCUCGCCGCACCUCAUACUCAAGGGCCGCGCGAUGAUCGAGUCGGCGUACUCGACACACCAGCCGCUCACCCACAUGCAGAAGGACCUCAAGCUGGCGCUCGGCCUCGGCGACGCCCUCGAGCAGUCCCUGCCCCUCACGGCCACUACCAACGAAAUCUUCAAACACGCCAAGCGAUUGGGAUACGCGAACCACGACGUCUCCGCAGUCUAUAUUAGAGCCAGAUUCUGAAUAUGAGGUUCCCCAACCUCGUAUUCAGUAUCUGGCUCUAAUGGCAACGCUAAAUCCUUUGCUAAGUAACUGUGUUUCCACUGAAGCGGAACGGAGCGGAGACGCGGAGGUGUGCAGGAAUCGACCAAUUACCGAGAAGUUACAAUUCGGUUUCAACACUGAAUUGCGAAUAUAGAAAGUAAGAAUAUAUUUUAAAGGACGUCACAGAAUAAUACCAAAACAUCAGUCUUAAAAACGCACAUAUAAUACAUACAUAUAUAAAAACGUACACAGAAUGACAAUUAAAAAAGAAAAACAAUGAUGCGGGUCGGAAUGAUCAUGGACAAUCUCAAUAGUAAUAUCUAAAGAUUGAUUUUGUAAUUCCUGAUAUUAUGGCACCUGACCUAAUCGACCGUCCGUUAUGGAUCGGACAUGUCAAAUCUUCAGGUUAGAUAAGCGGACUCUGUGAAAAACGGGAUGAUGCUAGAUGAGGAACACGAUGGUGAUUAUGGGACCAUUCAGUAUUGUCGCAUUUUUUUUUCGAAUCGAUGGCAGACUAUAGUACCCUCCCAGUAUUUGGCUACGGAAAUAGCAUUGUCAGUAGCCAGCAUCAAGUCCUCCCGCGUGCAGGUGGCAGGGGAACAAGGACAAGACAUGAGGUCGCACUUCUAAAAUUCACUCACUGUUUAACAAGAUCAAAAUAAAACACAUCAAAGUGUCGAAACUGUAGCUUCACCGCGAGAGCGACAGAGCGUCUUCUCUCUCACUCUCGUUAGCUGUGAUUGGUCGGUUCCGCACGUCUCCGCUCCGCUCCGCACCGCUCCGCACCGCUCCGCUUCACUGGAAACACAGUCUUAGCGAAGCAUUUGUCGGUGCUAUAUAGAGAGAACUGUAGGUCAAGAAGAAUUUCAGUAUACUGUACCCUCGACCGUAGAUUGUCGUCUCAGCAUUUCUAUUAAGAGAGUUUAGGAAAUGCUUCCUGCGUCUUUUUUGUUUCAGCUAACCCGCAGUAGUCACACCCGUAACACCUAAAGGGGUAGACGGAGUCACAAAUCAACAAUAAGAUAACCGGCAGCCACCUCUCAUAGUCGCUCUAAAAACUGCACGGUGACAAAUUACAAUAUUAAACCAUUUAUUUGAGGCUACAUAUGCCUAUACAAUAAAUAAUAUACUCCUUUUUUGAAGUCGCUUAAAAAACCACUUAAAAUGAAAAACCUAUUAUCCGCUCCUAUUAUCAACCCAUCGCUCAAAUAUAAUAAGUAUAGCAUUAUGUUAUGAAGGACAUUUUUUUUAAGGAAGAUAGGGAUAGUAGCUAUUGGUGUCGAUUCGCGUAAUCACCAACUUAAUUUUAACUUGACAGGACUAAACUAGCUGCAUCUUUUUCUUGCGCGUAUUGUAAGUGAAGGACGGCACUAAUUGAAGAGCUGUGUCAGCACUAAGGUUGAGUUUGUGUCCGCCCGAAUAGGCACCAACGAAUAGUACUAACUCUAGCUGUGAGCCUUGGUAUCCCAGUUAAUAGAAUGCUUGCCCCUCAAUUUGGCUAGUAGGGUUGAAUCUAGCACAAGCCUAAACCAAUGACUGUCGAAUUUGUUUUUCGUAUUCGUGUUUGGAUCAUAAAUGAUUAUCACGUGCUUAGUGGUGAAGGAAAACAUCGUGAGGAAACCCACAUUAAAGAGAAAUGCAUUUUCGGAGGUAUGUGACCUAACCUGUAUUGGGUUUUCUCUUCGUAGGUUGGAAGGUCAGACAGGCAGUCGCUUCUGUAGAAAACCGGACCUGUCAAAUCUUUAGGUUAGGUAAGCGAACCCUGUGAGAAACCGGUUAAUGCUAGGGAGAUGAUGAUUGAAUAGUACCUAAGCGUGAUAUCGUAGACAGUGAAGUAUUUCCUAUUGCGCUGAUUAGCCAAUUACGGUCCAGUGACAGUCAUUUUGAUGGUACAAUUCUUCUUGACUUCUACAAUUCUGUUGGCGACUAGUGGAUUUGACGUUUCAUUAUACGAGAUCAACGCUGGCUAUUAUUGACAACCAUCGGACAACGCGUUCGUUCUGUCGUAAUGUGAAGGGUUAAACGCAUGCAGUGGUUUUAACGUAACUAUUUGAUGAGCUUUUCUAUGUAGAAAUUCCCCCGCCUUGCUCCCAAGAAUCAAAAAUGAUAAUGUAUUUUGUUAUUCUUCUAGAAUAUAUUUUUAAAAAAAUAUAAACUUCUGCUCAUAAAUCGAUGUUCGCAACGUGUUUCUGUUUUCAGUAUGUAAUUCGUUCUAAGUAAUAAAUAACUUGCAAUAUAAAACUAUCUCAAAUGAAAUUUGAUCAAAAAUUAUGCGUACGAAUUUAUACUUUUAAACUUUAGAACUUUGUACAUACUCAUGAAUGUUAAAAUGUAUUUGUAAUUUACUGAUCAACACGUUAAGUACAAACAUAAUUGUAAUCAUUUGGCAGACACUCGUACUGUCGGCCAUUUUGAAUUGUUUUUUUAAACAUAUUUUUUCAUAUCACAUGGCUGUAAGUAAAGGUUUUUUCACACAAUUGAAUAGUGUUUUAUCUAAUAAAUACAAGUAACGCAUUUGAUUAUGACUAUGUUGAUAUUGUGACAUUCUGCAUAAAUAUUUUUAUUGUGUCCUAAGUAUGCUACCAUCAAAUAAUUUCUAAAAUUUAGAGAUCUCGAAGAGUUUGGCGAUGUUUUUUAUAUCUCAUGAAAUGUUUAAUACCAUCUUUUCUACAACCUCGUCAUAUAAAUUCUCCAAUAAAUCUAAUAGUUUUAAAAGAUAUUUAAGUUAAGGAAUAAUUUUAUAAUAGAUCUAGACGCAAAUGAAUGAAAUGUGACACUUGGUGUGGCUAAGUGUGAGUGUACGAUCACUUCUUUUAUUUUAGUUGUUGGUUAAUAAGGUCCAUUCAAUGUUAUUUCCAAAGUAAACUGUGUCUCUGUAUUAAAUUGAAGUUUUAAUUUUAUUUUGCGAACAAAUAUAACUAUUCUGUCUAUAGAUGUACAUAUGUUUUCUUUCUGAAUCUUUCAAUGUUUGUAAUAUUCCAACAGUGUUGCUUGAUACACGUCUAUACAAUUCUGAAUACGAAAGCACGCAAAAGCCCAAGUAAAACUACAUAGUAUUUUCAGAACGCGGUGAUAGCGUUAUCUAGACUGCAGUCCAUAUAAGAUUAAUAAUAUAAAAGAGGGGAAAGUUCGUACGAACAUAAUAGUAUGAAGGUAAACAGUGUUCGCGGAUCUUUCAUGGUUUCAUUAUUACAUUAACAUUGACGUCAUAGAUGUGUUUUAAGACUAAUAACAUUAAGGUAAUAGUUGCUGUUGGACGCAGGCGCAUUUUAUUAAGAGCGCUUGCGCAGGUUAAAUAUGGUUGCUCAUACAAAAUCAAAAUGUUACUUAUGUAUGAGCAAUACAUUCGUGGGUUGUGGCGACAUGCCUCAUGUUGCGUUUGGUAAUGAUGCGGUUUUUUUUUAUGCAAAAUAAUACUGUGUAACACGAGUUUAUAAUCUGUGGCUGGUCCUUCUAUGCUGGUGGGCUAAGAACUAUGAUCAAGUGCACAAUGGCCCUGAUUCCUGCAGACACCUAAUUUUUUUAAGUUACACGGAAAGGGACGGAUGAUUGUCAACUGUUAAUUUUAAGAUGAAUGAAUGAAUAACCCGAGCGAAUAAAACAGGAAUUUCGCUGAUAUGCAACCCGUUUGACGUGUUGUUUCAACUUUAAUUCUGUCGGGUUAUUGGGCAAUAUAAAAUUUUAUGAGGGUUUAUUACUACCUAAAAUAGACGUCUUGAAUUUUAAGCCUGUCGAUUACCCGUUCCUUUCAUUUUCAUUAUAUAAGAAAAUGACAGGCAUAAUUUAAAAUUAGAUGGGUGUACUGGAAUCAGCGUCAAUGUCGCAAAAUGUCUUUUCUCAAAAUGCCGUGCAUUUUGUGACGUUUUGAGAAAGUGUCAUUUUGCGAAUGUGGCGCUGUGAGCUUAAUCCACGGCACCUGCGCCUUACAGCUGAUGUAGUAAUUUAAUAUAUUUAUGUCGUGUUCUUUCUGUCCGUAUACUCCGUAUUCACAGUACAACUUGACUCCUUUUACGUGUAAAUGUCAUGUUAUUUGAUCAGAUGAAGUAAAUACAUGUCUAGUUUUAAAUUAAA
Messenger RNA from Pectinophora gossypiella (pink bollworm), 5683 nucleotides. It is a transcript of the gene Ndf, whose product is annotated as putative oxidoreductase GLYR1 homolog. NCBI's taxonomy places the organism in Eukaryota, Metazoa, Arthropoda, Insecta, Lepidoptera, Gelechiidae. The transcript has 12 exons. The record is from RefSeq and is a predicted model, not a curated record. Gene Ontology annotation, molecular function: NAD binding; oxidoreductase activity, acting on the CH-OH group of donors, NAD or NADP as acceptor; NADP binding. Bases 32 to 1591 code for a protein of 519 amino acids.